UAAAGAAUUAGAAAAGCCACACUCCAUUCUUUCUCCUCCAACUCUUUUUGGAGAACCAAAUCAAGAUUCAUCACAUCUUUUGUUUCUCCACUCCAUUGUUUAUUUCUAUUUCAAUAUCAAAAAUGGGUGGCGAAACUAAGGUUUAUACUUUGGCAGAGGUUGCCCCCCAUAACAAUGUUAAAGAUUGUUGGCUUGUUAUUAGUGGCAAGGUGUACGAUGUGACAAAAUUCUUGGACGACCACCCAGGUGGCGAUGAGGUUUUAUUGGCUGUUACUGGAAAGGAUGCAACCGAUGAUUUUGAGGAUGUCGGCCACAGCAGCAGUGCUCGAGCAAUGUUGGACGAGUACUAUGUGGGCGAUAUUGAUUCAGCAACCAUCCCGACUAAAACCAAGUACACUCCUCCCAAUCAGCCUCAUUACAACCAGGACAAGACAUCCGAGUUCGUAAUUAAGCUCCUCCAAUUCUUGGUUCCCUUGAUUAUUUUGGGUGUAGCUGUUGGCAUCCGCUUCUACACCAAAGAAAAAUCCGCUUGAAGAUUGAGUGCAACGGUAAAUUCAUAAUAAGCGUCCGAAUUUGCAAGAUGUGACCCUUAGUCACCUCCCCGCAACCCCCCC
Molecule: messenger RNA, 614 nt
Organism: Lycium barbarum (goji berry)
Lineage: Eukaryota; Viridiplantae; Streptophyta; Magnoliopsida; Solanales; Solanaceae
Product: cytochrome b5-like
Exons: 3
Coding region: 123-533 (136 amino acids)
Cellular component (GO): membrane; intracellular membrane-bounded organelle
Molecular function (GO): heme binding
Source: RefSeq, a predicted model, not a curated record